Camponotus floridanus (Florida carpenter ant) is the source of this 2804-nucleotide messenger RNA. It is a transcript of the gene ALiX, whose product is annotated as programmed cell death 6-interacting protein. Gene Ontology annotation, cellular component: endosome. The transcript has 15 exons. Gene Ontology annotation, biological process: mitotic cytokinesis. Gene Ontology annotation, molecular function: protein binding. The record is from RefSeq and is a predicted model, not a curated record. NCBI's taxonomy places the organism in Eukaryota, Metazoa, Arthropoda, Insecta, Hymenoptera, Formicidae. Bases 85 to 2565 code for a protein of 826 amino acids.
CUGCGGCCUUAAGUCGCAACGCACCUUCUGGUACAGCUGUACAUCAGCUGUGUCACAGUUGUGUAUGUCAUAUUAAACGUCAAGAUGGCUGAACUUAUCGCGAUUCCAUUAAAAAAACCUUCCGACGUUGACAUAAUAAAACCGCUUACAAAUGUUAUUAAAUCAACUUACAACACCCCAGGAAAUCAGAAAGAUUAUACGGAUGCUAUCGCUGAAUUUAGCAAGCUGAGAAACAACGCUCUUUGGCGAGCCUUUGAGAAGUAUGAAAGUUCAUUGCAGGUUAUUUACAGCUAUUAUGAUCAGUUAUGUGCAUUGGAAAGAAAAAUCCCUGCUCAUGAAUUACAAAUACCAUUCAAAUGGAAAGAUGCCUUUGAUCGUACAAUUUUUGGUGGAAAACUCAGUUUAACCAUUAGCACAUUGGCAUAUGAAAAAGUAUGUGUACUCUUCAAUAUUGCUUCUUUACAAAGUUCGAUAGCUGCUACACAAUCAUUAGAUAGCGAUGAAGGAUUGAAACUGUCAGCUAAAUUAUUUCAGCAAUCAGCUGGGAUAUUUAAUUAUCUGAAAGGAAAUGUCAUGAUGGCAAUUCAACAAGAACCAACACCCGAUAUUAGUCCAGAAACACUCGGAGCAUUGAGUGCAUUAAUGCUUGCUCAAGCACAAGAAAUAUUUGUGCAUAAAGCAAUCCAUGAUUCUAUGAAAGAUGGUAUUGUUGCUAGAUUGGCAGCACAAGCAGAAGAAUUAUAUGCAGAUGCCUUAAAAUUAUUUCAGAAAGAAAUUUUUCGCGCAUUUUGGGACAAAGAAUGGGUGCCUUUGAUAGCAAGUAAACAAGCUGGUUAUCGCGCUAUGGCCGAAUAUUAUCAAUCACUUGUAUGCAAAAAUAAUAAAGUAAUUGGAGAAGAAAUUGCUAGAUUAGAGCAUGCUGUGGAGUUGUUCAAAGCUGCCCAACAAAGAUCAAAUAAGCCAAGCUUAUUCCAAGAUUAUGCCAACAAAGCACAGAGAAAUCUAACAGAAGUAAAAAAAGAUAAUGAUUUUAUAUAUCACGAAAGGAUUCCAGACAUCAAGAAUGUGGAAGCUAUAGGAAAAGCUACCGUUGCUAAACUACUCCCACUUCCCGAAAAAUUCAGUUCUGAUUUUAAAGAUUUGUUUGCUGAACUAUUACCUGUCACCAUACACAACGCAUUGUCAGCCUAUGAAAAUCGUCGUAAUGAGCUUGUUAACUACGAAGUUUCAAAUCUUCGAGAAAUGACCCAACUUUUAAACAGUGUUUUGGCAAGUUUGAAUUUACCAGCAGCUCUAGAAGAUACAAGUGGAACAGAAAUACCUCAAUCGCUAUUGGAGAAAGCGCUUUAUGUGCGAAAUGCAGGAGGAAUACAAGCUUUGGAAGUAGCUAUGAAAGAACUGCCAGAUUUAUUGCAACGUAAUAAAGAACUUUUAGAUGAGUGUGAGAGAAUGUUGCAAGAGGAACGUGAAUCUGACAAUCAACUAAGAGAACAGUUCAAAGAACGUUGGAAGCGAACACCCAGUAUUCGAUUAACGGAACAAUUUACUAAUAAUUUACAAAAAUAUCGUGAAAUCAUUAAUAAUGCAGUUUCUGCUGAUAAGGUGGUUCGUGAAAAAUACGAAAAUCAUAAAGAAGGAAUGGAAAUUUUAAGUUUAGAUGAGGAUGAACUUACUAGAACUGUUCCACAAGGUUUGGCUGUUCAAGAAAGUAAUGUUGUUAUACAACUCAGGAAAUUAAUGGAUGAUGUGGAAACAUUGAAAGCUGAACGAGAUGCUAUUGAAAGUGAAUUUAAAUCUGCUAUUAAUGAUAUGAAGAGUACAUUCCUUUCAGCAUUAGCUAAGGACAGUGUAAUCGAUGAACCGAAUUUAUCUGUUGAGAGUUUGGGAAAAUAUUAUGGACCUUUACAAAAACAAGUACGAGAAAGCAUAGCGCAUCAGGAAAAAUUAGUUGCUGAAAUUCAGACAUGCCAUGCACAAUUUACAAAUGAACAAGCUGGUACUGGUAGCGCGCGAGAAAUGAUGCUCUGUAAACUAGCUUCCGCUUAUGAUGCAUUUAAAGAGCUAAAAAAUAACUUAACAGAAGGGACUAAAUUUUAUAACGAUUUGACACAGCUAUUGGUAGUCUUCCAAAAUAAGAUAUCUGACUUCUGUUUCGCCCGAAAAACUGAAAAAGAGGAACUAUUAAAAGAUUUAACAACGAACUUGAGCCAUACCGGUCCUGCUACAACGCCAAAUAUUCCAUCUCAUCAUAGUAGUGGGCCAAGUGGAAAUCAACCGGAAGUCGGUACAGCACCACCGCAGUUGCCAUAUCCUAUGCAAAAUCAAGGUGGUAUGCCUAUACCUUAUGGUGCUUCACCAGCAACACCUUAUCCAGCAUAUGUUCCUCCACCAAUGCCGACAACCUACAAUCCAUAUGCUACAAUGCCAUACCCUACACAAGGAGGAUAUAAUUCGUUCCAAAGUACGAUGCCUCAAGUUCCAUAUGGAGGCUAUGCGACAAUGCCACGUUAUGAUGGUACUCAACCACCACAUGGUCAAAAUCCAUGGAUCCAUGGAAAUCCAUGAAUUAUACAAACAGUCGUAGUAUACACUGUGAUUUUACAUAAAUUGCUUAAUAUCAAUUCCAAUAAUAUUUAUGUGUAAUAUUUUAUACAAAAUUUGCUUUUAAUUAACACUCGAAGCUGAUAUUGUGUAUAAUUCAAGAGAUUUGAUUGCUGCUUGAAUUAUUACAUAUUCUGCUAUAUGGAGAUGACUUCUAAUUUGCCGUUACAAAAGUUUUGAUUUCUUUGAUUGACUAAUCAAGA